CAACACUCAAUGCCUUAACCACCCCGCUCCACCCCAUGUCGACUGUCGUCUCCGAGCCCACGCCAGCGCCCACCCGCAAACGCCGCAAGCACACGCGCAAGGCGACAGGAUGCCGCGAGUGUCGGCGCCAGCACGUUCGCUGCGCGGAGGGCGUCCUGCUGCCCUCUGGUCGGCGGGCGACGUGCAAGCGCUGCUGGCAGCUUGAUCAGCCGUGCUUCUACCCCACCAACGGUCGCGUGCGCAAGGGCGAGCUCGCGCUCGAGACGUGGGAGGAGGCCGAGGGGGUGGAUGAGUGGGUCGGCGCCGACGACGAGUCACAGGGGAUCGCGACGCCCGCGGUGGGGUCUGCUCUGGCGACUAUUACCGACGCGAACGCGAGGAAACGAAAGACAUCAGCGGCUGCAAGUUUGCCAACGCCGACUUCCUCUGUCUCCGAGGGCAUCAUCGAGCUCCCCCUCCCCGACGCCGUCAGGUCCCAAGCCCUCACCCUCAGCAGCGGCACCAGCUCGCCGCGCGACAUCGCGACCGCGGUCCGCUCACCCUGGCUCUCGACAGACCUCUGGCGCAGCGUGCUUACGCCCUCGCCCGCGAAGCCGCUCAGCACGUUCACCCUUGCGGCCCUGCACACAUCCCCGCUAGACCGGCAGGUCAUGUCCUACUUCGAGACACAGGGGUGUAACGAAAUUGUUGCGGUCUCGACGUACCAGCACAACUGGAUCUUCAAGCAGCUCUUCCCGCGAUUGUUUGGAAUCUUCAUCGAGGUGCCGGGCGCAACGGCCAGGUCGGUCGACCUUGGCAUCCGCGACUGGCUGCGCAACUCGCUCCUCCACCUCGCGUAUGUCCACCGCGGCAACGUGGAGAUGGACGAGCCCAAGUCGUGGUACUGGCGCUCCGAGGCGGGGAAGUACCGCCAGCUAGCGAGCUACUCGCUGCUCAAGGCCAAGAUCAAUUGCGAGGCGGACGAGUGGAAGACGGAGGAGUAUCUUAUUGGAUUCUUUGUGCGCUGCAUGGCAGACAUGCUCUCCUCGGGCCGGCUCGAGCUCGACUCGGAAAACACGUUCGAGCUACCGCCAGAACGGACGUCGUCCAUCUACCCUACACUUCACAACCUGCUCACAUUCUAUUCUAUCGCCAAGUUCUCGUGCACGCCAUUACCCCGCGACUCGUCCGAUGUGCCGGGACCGGUGCUCACGUUCCGCGAGGCAGGGUCCGAAUGGGCCGAGAGGUUCAUCGGAGCCUCGCACAGCAUCAUCACUAUCGGGGCACAGGCUGCGACGCUCAUUGCUCGGCGCAAGAUCCUCCUCGUGCGAGGGGAGGACAAGGCGCCUGCUGGACACAUCCUCCGCGCUGAGAUCGAGCAGCUGUUCAACUCCCUUGGCGAUGCGCGGGACUGGGAUGAGGGGAGCGUCGACUUUGGGCGCUCGGGUCGCGUGCAGCGCGGCAGUGAGGUUCUGCGACAGGGCAUCCGCACAAUGCUGUUAUGCGAGGGACUCAACGUCGAUCUCCGUGACGUACGCCUGGUAGUGUGCCGAGAGAAGGCAAUCGAGCUCGUGGCAGACUGCGACCCAUCGUCGACACCUGGCUUCCAGAUCGCAUUGACAAUCAUGGCAGUCUACUGCCUCGACCUCGCGACCCGGGAUCGCAUCCGCGAGCUAAUCAAGGUGAUGCUGUGCAUGUCCUUUGGGCCAAACUAUCGCGGGACGGACGAGAUGCUCGCCCUCUGCUGGGAGAUCGUGGACAAGAGCCCGACGAGGAGCUACAAGGAUGGGAUAGCGCCGUGGCGGGAGGCGAUGAACGCCUUGGGGAGGAACUUGUGGUUGUAGCAUUCUGUACGC
Vanrija pseudolonga is the source of this 1835-nucleotide messenger RNA. RefSeq lists its product as uncharacterized. Bases 36 to 1823 code for a protein of 595 amino acids. Gene Ontology annotation, molecular function: DNA-binding transcription factor activity, RNA polymerase II-specific; zinc ion binding. Gene Ontology annotation, biological process: regulation of DNA-templated transcription. The transcript is spliced from 4 exons. The record is from RefSeq and is a predicted model, not a curated record. NCBI's taxonomy places the organism in Eukaryota, Fungi, Basidiomycota, Tremellomycetes, Trichosporonales, Trichosporonaceae.